CGGGAACGCGAGGAGUGAAGUUGUAUUAUUUGUUUUAUUUUGUCUAUUUAGUGUUUCUUCAGGUUGAAAUGUGUAAUAACGGUGGUUUAUGGACUGCUUUGUGUCUGUGAAAGUGCACAAAUGUGGGAAAAUCAAACAAAGAAGCUGAAGUGAAUCUGUGAAUGCAACACUCUGCAAUGUGUUCCAAGUUAAAAUUUUAAGAAUGGAUUUGAAAACUUUAGCUAAUGAAAUUGAAGAUGUAUUAGACCCCGCUUCGAUGGAUAAAGUUUUAAUGUACUAUAAAGAUGUACAAGAAGAAGACGAAGAAUUUAUGCAAAUAUUAUUUGAAAACUUGAGGAAUGAAACUGUAUAUUGGUUACAACCAUGGUAUCAAUUAUCAGGAUGUCUCACAAGACGUCUUGAUGAAACAGAUGAAAAAAAUGAAGAAAAAUACCGCUCUGAUCCAAUUUGUAAAGAAGAGGACGAAAAAAUAAAAAAAAAUUGGCGGAAGUUAAUAAAGAAAUAUGGAUUACCUGACAAACUUAUUAGUUUUGCGCGUUGGAAAAAUAAAGAAAGAUCUAAGAACCCGAAUAGUAAUGAGGAAAGGGUAAGACGAUUUGUUGCAUCUUACUUAGCUCGAGGUCUUGAAAGAACUGUACAGCAAGUUUUCAAAUAUAUAAUAAGCCAUUUAAUUGAACCAUCAAAAAGACAUUAUACAGCUGAAGAGGAAAAAAUAAUGGAAGUGUGUUUCACACAUCAACCUCACAAUGCAGUCAUAUAUUUAUCUGCUAUACUUGGUAGAGAGCCUAGGGGUAUUUAUAAAAGACUGCAUUAUUUAUUUAAAGGUUGUAAAGAAACAAAGCGUUUAAAGUGGACCAUUCCACUAGCCACAAAAUUGGUAAAAUCGAUUAUGAUGCAUACUGGAUUACCCUUGGAAGAAUUGAAAUACCAGACAUUUGAUAAAUCUGUUUGGUUGAAAGUUCAAGAAGACAUGAAUCAAAAUUACAUUGCCUUAUCAAAGUUUUGGUACACAUAUUUACAUGUACAGAUCUUUGCAAAUUAUGAUGUGAAAUUAAAUAAGCUGAAGAAAAAAGUUUACAGGGUAUUGCGAGAGUCACAUUACCAAGUGUGGACUGACAUUAGGUGGAAAGAUGUUUUGAAACAUUUUCCAGACGGUUUUACGCAUUUAUUUUUAUAUAAAAUAUGCUCAACGACGUUUGUGAAACACCCCAAUUAUUUAAAAAUACCCAUUGAAAAAAUUAUAGAGAUAGGUUUAAAAAAAGCAAAAAUGAUCCGAUUUAACAACAGACGACUGAAAACUUUGAAAUUAGGUGACGACGGGAAUCUAGAAAGAGUGUCAUAUCAUUUAACAAAAAAAAAGGAAUGAUUAAAAAUCCUAAAUGAU
Molecule: messenger RNA, 1384 nt
Organism: Bombyx mori (domestic silkworm)
Lineage: Eukaryota; Metazoa; Arthropoda; Insecta; Lepidoptera; Bombycidae
Exons: 6
Coding region: 203-1366 (387 amino acids)
Source: RefSeq, a predicted model, not a curated record